GGCCGGACACUAUUGAGAGAAACGAAUCUUUUGUGUACGGUUAGCAAAAUGCUUUUUGACAAAGUGCCGGAGAUUAACAAGUCCAGGACGAACUGGUCACUAAGAUUGAGGCUAAUUCGAGCAUACACUACUCCAUCUUUGAGUAACAAAAGUAUCACAAAUACUAUGGAGCGCGUCUUCCAUGAUUCUGAGGGUGACAAAGUGCAUGCCACAAUUCGUCGUGCGAGAGUUAUGCAUUUUAAGGAGAGUCUCAAGGAAGGACAAUUGUAUAUCGUGAGGAACUUCAUUGUCGCACCUGACGACAUGAAGUACAAGACGACAACAGUGGCGUACAAGAUUCUCCUCAACCACAAGACUACGGCAGUUGAUUUCAAUGAGGGAAACUUUCGUUCUUUCCUAUUCAACUUUAGACCAUUUGUCCAGCUUGCAUAUGCAAAUGAAGUGGACCAUACCGAAUUAUUUG
Molecule: messenger RNA, 463 nt
Organism: Cuscuta europaea
Lineage: Eukaryota; Viridiplantae; Streptophyta; Magnoliopsida; Solanales; Convolvulaceae
Source: the annotation of a GenBank genome assembly